GAUAACGGUACGAUAUAUUUUUGAUGUUUCAUUACCAUAAAAUUGCAAUUUUGUCCUUUUGGUUAACGUCUUAACGAUUUCGCUGGAAUAUUUAAGAGAAAUUGAGGACGAUUGAAUUGUUUCACGAUGAAUCAAGCGGAAGUUUCACAGUUAAUGUCUAAACUGAGAAUACGUGUUAGUCCUCGACAUAAAAAUUUAAAAUGUCCCGAAGGACCACAGGGUCGGUUAAAUAAGUUGCGUAAAACUGUUAAUGCUCUUUUCAAGUAYGAACGUUUAGAAUUGAAUUAUACGUUGGCCGACGAGACCAGAGGGUAUGCAGAAAGAUUGAUAUCUGAAGCCAUCAGGCAUGGAGAUACACACAAACCAACCAUGGAGAUGGCCGACUAUUGGAUAGAAGAAAAACAGUUGAUACAUAAAUUGUUUAAAGUACUGGUACCGCGGUUUAAUGAUUACCAGACUUCAUACACAAUGUUAUACAGGGCGCCAAAUGCAUACCCAGAAAUUGUGUAUCCUCGUUCAGUACUAGAACUUAAAGGUAAUCCGUUUCCAGCAAUUCUGCCUCAGCGAUCAGAUCAAAGAAAUUUUAUACAUAAUAUUCUAUUGGAUGAAGCAAAAAAAGCGUAUAGGGCUGAGAAAUAUGAGGAGAUAACCAAAUCUCUUGAAAAACAACAAGAAUAAAUCUAUAAACAUAUUAUAUUAUUUUGUGUAAAUACAGUUAUUAGUUAGAAAUA
This is a messenger RNA of Diuraphis noxia (Russian wheat aphid), 731 nucleotides long. It is a transcript of the gene mRpL17, whose product is annotated as mitochondrial ribosomal protein L17. Gene Ontology annotation, biological process: translation. Lineage: Eukaryota; Metazoa; Arthropoda; Insecta; Hemiptera; Aphididae. Gene Ontology annotation, cellular component: ribosome; mitochondrial large ribosomal subunit. The record is from RefSeq and is a predicted model, not a curated record. Gene Ontology annotation, molecular function: structural constituent of ribosome.